This is a messenger RNA of Osmia lignaria (orchard mason bee), 3234 nucleotides long. RefSeq names its product failed axon connections (gene fax). The record is from RefSeq and is a predicted model, not a curated record. Lineage: Eukaryota; Metazoa; Arthropoda; Insecta; Hymenoptera; Megachilidae. Gene Ontology annotation, cellular component: cytoplasm.
CAGAGGGAUUGAGGAGUACCCCGGCGUACGUUUGUGUUGUGCGCGCUCUCUUCGAGGAUAAUCUCUCAGUGUCGCACGAGAAGUUGUCCAUCGACGUUUGUUCUACGCUCGAUCGUACGAAACGUUUAUUAGUUUUGACUGAGAACCGUAGACGCUGAAUAACUUGUGAAAGAAAAUAAAUCAAGAUGACGAUGGCUACGGAGACAGAGAAUACCGGACCAGAGAGCAAGGAGAUUAAGGAUGUAAAGGAGAUGAAGGAGGCGCUGAAGGACGAAACGCCGCCGGACAAUAAGCAAGAAGAGAAAGAUGCGGCUAAGAAAGAAGAAAGUGGGAAAAAGGAGGAGGCUACCGACGCCGCGGCUGCUACGGCAUCAUCGGCACCGACCAAGGCUAUCAGCGUGCAUAAGACCAACUACGAGAAGGACGUUGUUUAUCUCUAUCAGUUCUCUCGAACGCCGCUCCUGCCCUCCAUCUCGCCGUAUUGUCUCAAGGUGGAAACAUGGUUGCGACUGACCGGCAUCAGAUACGAGAACGUGGAUCACAAGCUGAAAUUCCGUUCCAAGAAGGGCGCGCUGCCGUUCGUCGAGCUAAAUGGCGAGGAGAUCGCGGACAGCAUUAUCAUUCUCCGCGAAUUGAGCCAAAAAUUCAAUAAAGACCUAGACGCUGGCCUUACGUCCGAACAACGAAGCGUUUCCCAUGCGAUGAUAUCGAUGAUCGAGAAUCAUCUGGUUUGGGUAGUCACGUGUUGGCGCACCAAGAAUUUCGAUCAGGUCCUUAAGGGAUACAAGGUGAACCUUCAGCACGUUCUCGGCAGCCGUAUCCCCAAUGGUAUUCUAAACUUUCUCUUCAAGCUUACAUACGGACGUAAGGGCGCAAAGAAGGUGAAGGCUCAGGGCAUGGGAAUGCACACCCCUGAAGAGGUAUCCCAAUUUGGAUGCGCUGAUCUCAAGGUUCUCUCCGAUAUGCUUGCUGAUAAACCCUUCUUCUUUGGAGAUGAACCAACCACGUUGGACGUCGUGGCGUUCGCGCACCUCGCCCAGAUCCUCUACAUCGACAAAGACACGCCGUACAGCCUACGGGACUACAUGGCGGAGAACUGUCCGAAUCUUGUUGGGCACUGUUCGCGCAUGAAGGAGCGAUGCUUCCCCGAUUGGGAUCAGAUCUGUACGACUCUUGACAUGAACACGCAUUUACCAAAACCUGAGAAACAGGAAGAGAAGGAAGGUAAAGAGGAGGCGAAGGAGACGAAAGAGUCGAAGGAGGAGAAAGAGGGCGACAAAGAGAAAGCGGACAAGGAGGAGAAAGAGUUAGAGAAGGAUAAGGAGGUUGACGAGAACAAAGAAAAGGAAAAAGAAGGGAAAUAAGCUGUCUCGAGAGGAAAGGAAAAGUAAAUAAGUCGUUCAAAGGGAAAGAAGAUUUCAAACUUGUGGAAAAUUGUGGGUGUGUGAUCUGGUAAGAAACGGAGGGGGGGAUAAGGGUGAGACGGAGAGGGUGAGUAAAGCAUGAGAGGCGUGUAUGAAUGAACGUAUUGAAAGGAAAAGAGUAAGUGCAUAGAACGGAUGAGAGUGUGCAUGCGAAUAGAGUACAUGAGAGGCAAGAAGGAGGCGAUCGAAUGUAUGUGUACGUGAAAUAAAGAAAGCAAGUGGCGUAGAUGCGACAAGCGUUUUUAAGAUUAGAGCUCUCUACUUAUACGUAUAGAUAUAUUAAUAGGCUCAUAAUGUUAAAUACUUCGUUUAUAUACGGUUCGUAACAUGUUACGUCGUUUCUCAUUGACACACCCGAAGCACACCCGGAAUCGAACAAUCUUUAUCCGACCCAUGGGCCCUUCGCCCUCCCUCCCUGGAUAAACGAAGAAAAAAAAAAAAAAGUAAAAAAAUAAACAGAACGGGGCUAUCUCAUAAGUCAUUAGAAUAUCGUAGGUUUGCAAUAUAUCAAAUGCAAUAGCCUGAUGCGCGCAGGUGGUACGAGAUCUUCGACGAGAACAGUGGCCAAAAGGAUGAAAGAAAAGGAAAGGAAUAAACGCGCCUCGGUGUAUAUCGGUAACAAAAUAAGAUGUACACACAGUGCGGUUUAGAAAGGAGCGAGAUUAUCGUUUAUAGUUGAUGAUGAACAAAAGAGCUCUGGACAUUGAUUCAGGCCUCAUUUUGUGGUCGCUUCUUAUUACCAUUGGCUCUUACUGUGUAAAAUGAGUUACGUACCUAGCGUUCCAAGUAACGUGUACCGUAUACCACAUCAUGAUCUUCGUUUAGUCGCGUUGCUGUUUAGUUGCAUUAGACGAGAGCCCUCUGUUUAAUAAUUCAAAUUACAUGCACGUCAUUUUCGAGUCACCAAGUUAAACGUGAUAGAUUAAUAGUCACGUCAGAGAGGGAGAUUAGUAACUAUCUUUUUAAUUGUCUCUUGUACAUCAUAAUAUCACCUGCUUCGUUCGCGUCAACCUCGAGGCGACACUGUUUUUACACUUGACGCAAUGAUUCAUUAAAAAUAAUAAGUACACUUGUUCACAAUGAUAGGCGGGCCCGCGCAUCUUCGGGUUGACUGGUUCUUCUGUUCUCUUUUUAUUUCUUUUUUACCAUUGACAACGUCCCGACGAGCGAAGACUCAUCUGUGCGAUUGCGGAUCGACAGCAAAUGAUAUAUUUACGAUGAUUUGUACAUUAUUAUAUAGAUAUUUGUAUUGCGUAUACGCGGAUGCAAUCCGAGUUAGGGUGGCGUUCACCGAAUCCGGUUAGGAAGCGAUAGCGACGCAUUUGAAAAGUCGCAGCCGCUUCGACCGUCUUUGUUUCUUCUUUUUCUUUUCAUAAGAGCGAGACGAACCUUGGAUUUAAAAGAGGGCGAGAAAAGAGGCACAGGCAGAAAAGCGUAAAUCUUCUUGUGUGUCUGGGUUUCCUUUCGAUCGUUCGAACCAAUAUAUUCAAUGAAAUGGAAAAGAGAAAAUGAAAAAAACGAACGAAACGCUGUGCUGUCCCGUGUAUUAGUUCAACUUUUAUUAGAUGACUUUAUGAAAAAUUUUACAAUGCGAGGAAAAUGCGAAAAAAAAAAAAUAAAUAAAUAAAAUACAAAAGUGUCUUUCACGCAUCGAAAAGAAAGAAGAAAAGAAAAAGUACAUACAACUCAGACAUUUUUUUAUGUAUAAUGUUAUAUAAUAUCGAACGGGAAUUGAACUGUUUUUGUACGAGGCCGCGCGUUUAAUUAACAAACCGUGGUCGCAAAAUAAUUCCACGAGAAAAAAAAAAAA